Molecule: messenger RNA, 2008 nt
Organism: Ochlerotatus camptorhynchus
Lineage: Eukaryota; Metazoa; Arthropoda; Insecta; Diptera; Culicidae
Gene: Cog8
Product: conserved oligomeric Golgi complex subunit 8
Exons: 4
Coding region: 65-1903 (612 amino acids)
Biological process (GO): intra-Golgi vesicle-mediated transport
Cellular component (GO): COG complex
Source: RefSeq, a predicted model, not a curated record
UCAGCCUGCUCAAAGGAUUCUUUUUCGUGUUUUUAAACAAAUUUACCCAAUCAUCGUUUCGAAAAUGGAUUAUGAGAACGAAAAGGUGUUAAAAUUGGUGUUUCCCGAAAGCUAUGAAGACGUCCUCAACAGCGACAGUGCCCCGGAUGUCAUGGAUUACAUGUUCAAGCUGGGCUCGUACAAAGUGGACCAGCUGAAGAAGGAAAAGAUCCGGUUGCAGGACGAAAGCAAACAGAAUGUCGAGCAGACGCAGGAACUGGCCGUCAACAACUACAAAACGUUUAUCCAGACGGCGGAAUGUUCGCGGGAAAUCUACCGGAAGUUUGUCCAAACAGAGGAACGGGUGGAUAGUUUGAGCAAGAAAUUGCCCAACUUUGCGGAGACUUGUCAGAAAUUUUUGGACUCCUCGAGCAAUAUCAACAGUGCAAGACGGUUGAAUUCGCUGACGUUGACGCGGAAUGCCGAACUGUUGGAAAUAUUGGAGCUGCCGCAGCUGAUGGAGACAUGUAUCCGGGAGGGGAAAUAUGAGGAAGCUUUGGAACUGGCUGCCUACGUGCAGCGUGUCGGUACGAAACAUGGAAACAUUCCAAUUAUUGGGAACAUUCGAACAGCCGUGGAAGCAGCGUGGCACACGAUGUUGGUUCAACUGCUGUCCCAGCUGCGAACAGAUCUUCAACUACCCAAGUGUCUGCAGGUCGUUGGCUACCUACGGAGAAUGCAAGCUUUUUCGACUGCUGAAUUGAAACUGAAAUUUCUUCAAAUUAGGACUGGAUGGUUUAAGGAAUUGCUAGGAAAAAUUCCUCAAGAAGAUGCUCACCUUCACCUAACGAAAACGAUUGAAGCCACACGUGUGCACUUGUUCAACAUAAUUACGCAGUACCGCGCGAUCUUUCCGGAAGAUGAAGAUGCCAUUUCCGGCUUGUCUACAAUAACCUCGGACCACAACGCUGCCGAUGGGAGUAAGAUAUUCCACAGUUGGCUACAUGACCAGAUAGUGGACUUCAUUAACACACUGGAGAAAGAUCUCGCUUCGAAUGACAUCAAUUCCUAUGAUACCAUUCUUGGCCAGUGCAUGUACUUCGGUUUGUCUUUUAGCAGAGUUGGAGUUGAUUUCCGGUCACUGAUUGCACCCGUGUUCAUCAGGGUAAUCUCGCUCAAUUUCCAAAAUUCCAUCGUGAAGAUCACACGUCAGUUUGAGCAGGAAAUCGAACGUUACACCUUGAUAAACAAGGUUCCCACCGGUAUCAAAAGAACCAAAUCGGGUGACAAAACCGAAAACAGCAACCACCCACCGGAAAGUCUACUGGAUUUCACACCGCUCGCCCUAUACUGCAACGAAAUUCUUACAGUUUUCAACGAACUCCGAUUAUGUGCACCGAUCGCUCUCGCGCCUACGGUGACCGAAAUUAUCGAAGCUUCCCUGGAGAACGUUUGCAAAAACAUACUUUCGUUCUACCGGCAAGAGCAGCAAGCAUUCACUGCCACCGAGCGGGAAUGUUUCAUCCGGUUCUGCUCGUGCUUCGCAUACGAUCUUAUCCCCUACCUGCAGCGCUGCAUUCACUUCAUCUUUCCCCCGACGACCAUCGCCAACCACCUUGGGAUCAAUGUGCUGACGCUCCAGAAGCAUGGCAUCACCUAUUUCCGACAGAAGAAAAUCUUGGAACCGAUUGAGUAUCUGCUGCCCGAUAAAAUUGAAGCCGUUAUCAAACAGGUCGGCAAGAUAAAUGUUGGGUCGCGGGCCUCGUCAGUGCCACUGCCUUCAUCAGCUGAUGGCUGCAAUGAUGAUGAUGAUGAUGAUAAUGGGGAUAAGCAGCAGGUCAUGGGUGAUAAGAUAGACGAAGCGUCAUCGAGCGCAGGUGGCGAUCUAAGUCCGGACGAGGUUUCCAAGGCGACUAAGCAGUGAAUAAUGACUGCGUUGAGCUACCCGUAUUACUGUUAUCUGAUAAUUUGGGAGCUGGAAAAUAUGCACACGAUAUCGUAUGAUUUUCUUUAUUCAUUUGUUAUCAUU